AAUAAUAAUAAUAAUAAUAAUAAUAAUAAUAAUAAUAAAAUUAAUAAUAAUAAUAAUAAUAAUAAUAAUAAUAAUAAUAAUAAUAAUAAUAAUAAUAAUAAUAAUAAUAAUAAUAAUAAAAAUAAUAAUAAUAAUAAUAAUAAUAAUAAUAAUAAUAAUAAUAAUAAUAAUAAUAAUAAUAAUAAUAAUAAUAAUAAUAAUAAUAAUAAUAAUAAUAAUAAUAAUAAUAAUAAUAAUAAUAAUAAUAACAAUAAUAAUAAUAAUAAUAAUAAUAAUAAUAAUAAUAAUAAUAAUAAUAAUAAUAAUAAUAAUAAUAAUAAUAAUAAUAAUAAUAAUAAUAAUAAUAAUAAUAAUAAUAAUAAUAAUAAUAAUAAUAAUAAUAAUAAUAAUAAUAAUAAUAAUAAUAAUAAUAAUAAUAAUAAUAAUAAUAAUAAUAAUAAUAAUAAUAAUAAUAAUAAUAAUAAUAAUAAUAAUAAUAAUAAUAAUAAUAAUAAUAAUAAUAAUAAUAAUAAUAAUAAUAAUAAUAAUAAUAAUAAUAAUAAUAAUAAUAAUAAUAAUAAUAAUAAUAAUAAUAAUAAUAAUAAUAAUAAUAAUAAUAAUAAUAAUAAUAAUAAUAAUAAUAAUAAUAAUAAUAAUAAUAAUAAUAAUAAUAAUAAUAAUAAUAAUAAUAAUAAUAAUAAUAAUAAUAAUAAUAAUAAUAAUAAUAAUAAUAAUAAUAAUAAUAAUAAUAAUAAUAAUAAUAAUAAUAAUAAUAAUAAUAAUAAUAAUAAUAAUAAUAAUAAUAAUAAUAAUAAUAAUAAUAAUAAUAAUAAUAAUAAUAAUAAUAAUAAUAAUAAUAAUAAUAAUAAUAAUAAUAAUAAUAAUAAUAAUAAUAAUAAUAAUAAUAAUAAUAAUAAUAAUAAUAAUAAUAAUAAUAAUAAUAAUAAUAAUAAUAAUAAUAAUAAUAAUAAUAAUAAUAAUAAUAAUAAUAAUAAUAAUAAUAAUAAUAAUAAUAAUAAUAAUAAUAAUAAUAAUAAUAAUAAUAAUAAUAAUAAUAAUAAUAAUAAUAAUAAUAAUAAUAAUAAUAAUAAUAAUAAUAAUAAUAAUAAUAAUAAUAAUAAUAAUAAUAAUAAUAAUAAUAAUAAUAAUAAUAAUAAUAAUAAUAAUAAUAAUAAUAAUAAUAAUAAUAAUAAUAAUAAUAAUAAUAAUAAUAAUAAUAAUAAUAAUAAUAAUAAUAAUAAUAAUAAUAAUAAUAAUAAUAAUAAUAAUAAUAAUAAUAAUAAUAAUAAUAAUAAUAAUAAUAAUAAUAAUAAUAAUAAUAAUAAUAAUAAUAAUAAUAAUAAUAAUAAUAAUAAUAAUAAUAAUAAUAAUAAUAAUAAUAAUAAUAAUAAUAAUAAUAAUAAUAAUAAUAAUAAUAAUAAUAAUAAUAAUAAUAAUAAUAAUAAUAAUAAUAAUAAUAAUAAUAAUAAUAAUAAUAAUAAUAAUAAUAAUAAUAAUAAUAAUAAUAAUAAUAAUAAUAAUAAUAAUAAUAAUAAUAAUAAUAAUAAUAAUAAUAAUAAUAAUAAUAAUAAUAAUAAUAAUAAUAAUAAUAAUAAUAAUAAUAAUAAUAAUAAUAAUAAUAAUAAUAAUAAUAAUAAUAAUAAUAAUAAUAAUAAUAAUAAUAAUAAUAAUAAUAAUAAUAAUAAUAAUAAUAAUAAUAAUAAUAAUAAUAAUAAUAAUAAUAAUAAUAAUAAUAAUAAUAAUAAUAAUAAUAAUAAUAAUAAUAAUAAUAAUAAUAAUAAUAAUAAUAAUAAUAAUAAUAAUAAUAAUAAUAAUAAUAAUAAUAAUAAUAAUAAUAAUAAUAAUAAUAAUAAUAAUAAUAAUAAUAAUAAUAAUAAUAAUAAUAAUAAUAAUAAUAAUAAUAAUAAUAAUAAUAAUAAUAAUAAUAAUAAUAAUAAUAAUAAUAAUAAUAAUAAUAAUAAUAAUAAUAAUAAUAAUAAUAAUAAUAAUAAUAAUAAUAAUAAUAAUAAUAAUAAUAAUAAUAAUAAUAAUAAUAAUAAUAAUAAUAAUAAUAAUAAUAAUAAUAAUAAUAAUAAUAAUAAUAAUAAUAAUAAUAAUAAUAAUAAUAAUAAUAAUAAUAAUAAUAAUAAUAAUAAUAAUAAUAAUAAUAAUAAUAAUAAUAAUAAUAAUAAUAAUAAUAAUAAUAAUAAUAAUAAUAAUAAUAAUAAUAAUAAUAAUAAUAAUAAUAAUAAUAAUAAUAAUAAUAAUAAUAAUAAUAAUAAUAAUAAUAAUAAUAAUAAUAAUAAUAAUAAUAAUAAUAAUAAUAAUAAUAAUAAUAAUAAUAAUAAUAAUAAUAAUAAUGUAGGUGGGAGCUCAGGUAAAAUAACUCCUGGGCGUCCAUGAAAA
Molecule: messenger RNA, 2364 nt
Organism: Aedes albopictus (Asian tiger mosquito)
Lineage: Eukaryota; Metazoa; Arthropoda; Insecta; Diptera; Culicidae
Product: probable cyclin-dependent serine/threonine-protein kinase DDB_G0292550
Exons: 1
Source: RefSeq, a predicted model, not a curated record